This is a messenger RNA of Strongylus vulgaris, 300 nucleotides long. NCBI's taxonomy places the organism in Eukaryota, Metazoa, Nematoda, Chromadorea, Rhabditida, Strongylidae. The record is from the annotation of a GenBank genome assembly.
AUGGGGUAUCCAGACGGCAAAAAUAAGUAUUUUCGACACCUGCUGUUUUUCGCAUUUCAUCGAGGCCAGAAAGCUGCUGGCCAGACGGCAAAAAUGUUUUUCGCAUUUCUUCGAGGCCAGAACGCUGCUGGGGCAGCUUGGGAGAUUUGCAACGCAUACGGAGAAGGUGUUAUAGCCGAGUCUACAACAGGUAAAUGGUUUGCAAAGUUGAGAUUUGCAUCGCAUACGGAGAAGGUGUUAUUGCCGAGUCUACAACAAGUAAAUGGUUUGCAAAGUAUCAGAAUGGCGAUUUUGACUUGA